This is a messenger RNA of Xenopus tropicalis (tropical clawed frog), 396 nucleotides long. Its product is annotated as metallothionein-like. Lineage: Eukaryota; Metazoa; Chordata; Amphibia; Anura; Pipidae. The transcript is spliced from 3 exons. The coding region runs from base 77 to 265 and encodes 62 amino acids. The record is from RefSeq and is a predicted model, not a curated record.
UCACAGCAGUAGCCUUUACACAGCUUCCCACAGAAUCAUUAGAGACGCACAUUGAUUGUUACUAAUCUGAGAAGCAAUGGACCCUCAGAGCUGCGACUGUGCAAAUGGUGCUACCUGUUCUUGCGGAGAUUCCUGCAAAUGCGCAAACUGCAAGUGCACUAGCUGCAAGAAAAGCUGCUGUUCAUGCUGUCCGACUGAGUGCAGUAAAUGCAGCAAGGGCUGCCAGUGUGCACCAGGGAAUGAGAAGUGCAGCUGCUGCAACUGAUCCAGAAACCCUUUAAAUAACUGAAAAAUUGUUCUGUGUUUCAUAUGUACUUACUAACCAAUGCAGUGUUUUGACAUGUUGUAGCAUAAUUGUAUUUUUAAGUUUUUUAAAUAAAUGUUGAGUCUACCAGU